GCGUUGGUGCCUCUAAUUGCGUUGAAUGGAUAAGUGCAGCUCAAAUUCAUGAUGGGAUUCAGCGCUGAUGCAAAUGUGAUGUAUGAAGAAGCAAGUCAGGUGGCUAAUGAUGCUGUUGGAACAAUAAGAACCGUGGCUUCCUACUGCGCAGAGGAAAAGGUUAUGGAGAUAUACAGGAACAAGUGUGAAGGGCCAGUGAAGAUGGGGAUAAAGCAAGGAUUGAUUAGUGGCACCGGUUUUGGCCUAUCUUUAGCCUUGUUAUUCUUCGCUUACGCCACAACAUUUUAUGCAGCAGCUCGACUUGUUGAGUCUGGGAAAACUACAUUUGAAGAUGUGUUUCGUGUAAGUAGACAACUAAGUAAGCGGUUUAUAUAAAGGCUGAUGAAUAUAGUUAUGUAGUGUAGCGUACGUGCAGGUUUUCUUUGCUAUAAACAUGACAGCAGUUGCUGUAUCCCAAUGUAGCACGUUUGCCCCGGACUCGAGCAAGGCCAAGAGUGCAACUGCUUCCAUAUUUGGCAUCCUAGAUAGGAGAUCAAACAUUGACCCCAUUUGGAAAAAAUGUAAGAAUUUGGUGAAGCAAGUGUUGAACACCAUUUUUUUGUUAAUAUUGUUUGGAUGUAAAUUACAUGACUACUUUAGGUACUUUGAAGCUACAAUGUAUGGAAGUUUAAGUUAUUUUAUAUAUAAUAUGUUUUGGAUUGUAUUA
Salvia miltiorrhiza (redroot sage) is the source of this 706-nucleotide messenger RNA. RefSeq names its product ABC transporter B family member 12-like. The record is from RefSeq and is a predicted model, not a curated record. The transcript is spliced from 2 exons. NCBI's taxonomy places the organism in Eukaryota, Viridiplantae, Streptophyta, Magnoliopsida, Lamiales, Lamiaceae. Bases 49 to 375 code for a protein of 108 amino acids. Gene Ontology annotation, cellular component: membrane. Gene Ontology annotation, molecular function: ABC-type transporter activity; ATP binding. Gene Ontology annotation, biological process: transmembrane transport.